This is a messenger RNA of Pecten maximus, 6700 nucleotides long. RefSeq names its product adenylate cyclase type 10-like. NCBI's taxonomy places the organism in Eukaryota, Metazoa, Mollusca, Bivalvia, Pectinida, Pectinidae. Gene Ontology annotation, cellular component: cytoplasm. The record is from RefSeq and is a predicted model, not a curated record. Gene Ontology annotation, molecular function: adenylate cyclase activity. Gene Ontology annotation, biological process: cyclic nucleotide biosynthetic process; intracellular signal transduction.
GACGUAAUGAUACGCUUGCGGGAAAAAUGAAUCUUGCGCUCGUGACAGAAUGGCAGGAGGCAGGUCUACACCAAAGAUAAUACAGUUGAUCAGACAAGCCCAAGGUCUUGACCCAGAAGAAGAAUCAAUACUAAAAAAGCUAACACCUCAUGUUCCUGGUGUGGUAACUUUUGCUGACCACAGUAAAGCUCUACCAUGGACAACAGAGUACAAAUCUGUUCUGGUCUUUGCAGACAUUUCUGGCUUCACAGCUCUAUGCGAAUGCUAUGCUUCCAUGGAAAAAUCUGGCAUCGACCAACUCACAAAAAACCUGAACGAUUACUUGGGAGCUAUGGUAGACCUCAUACUGAAAGCAGAUGGUGAUGUGCUUAAAUUUGCUGGUGAUGCCAUUUUGUCUCUCUGGAGAGUAAAUACACCCAAAGAUUUAUUAAGUGUGACAGAAAAAGUCAUCAGAUGUUGUCUGAACAUUCAGAAGCAUUGUGGAGAAUGGAAAACUGACAUUGGAAUCAUUCUUACUGUCAAACUAGGUGUUUCUCUGGGGAACACACAAGUGACAUUUCUUGGCAAUGACACAUUCCGCAUGUAUGUAGAGAGGGGGAAGCCAGUAAUGGACGUCAACACAGCUGAAAGCUUCUGUAAAUCUGGAUACAUUGUCCUGUCACCAUACGCAUGGGAAAUCUGCAGGAAACCUCUAUUUACAUUUGAAGUACUAGAAGAUGGCCAGCAUAUUCGGGUGUUGUCCAUGAAGGAUGAUUUCCUUGCAUUGUCUCCAACCAUUGAGAUUACUUCUGAAGACGAGAAAGAGGAAGUGGAUGAUGGUACUAUUACUAAUGAAGCUGCUUCUGAACCAACAAACUAUCUCACUAAAUUCAAAAAGAGGAAACUUUCAAUCGGAUCAUCAGCCAAUAUGAAAAUAGUGUCUAAUCGUUUAAGCAUGAAGACUAAACGCCCAACCUUGACUGCAGAACCUUUUACAUCAGAUGUAUCCAACAUCACUGUCCCGAAUCCAUCUUUAUUGCAUGCUAACCCAACAAACUCAAAAAUGAUCAGUUCACCGGCGACUUUUCAACCUUUGGACUCUGACCCUCCACCAAAAGAAAACAAGACCAUGGUUACUCUUAUCCCUCCACCAAAAGACAACAAAACCAAGGUUGCCUUUGUCCCUUCACCAGAAGACGAGACAUCGGUUACUCUUGUCCCACCACCAGAAGGCGCCAGCACAGUGGUUACCCCAUUACUUGGUCCCUCAGUUCAACAAGAACAACCAAAGGUGACUCUACCACCUGUGGGUGAUUUGGAAGUAACUCAGCCCACACCAACUGUUGACACUACAACCCCUUCCCCUGCACCUCUUAAGAAGAAAGGCUUGGGAAUAGGAAAACUUGCAAAAUUACGCAACGUGGCUAAACAAGUAGCACAGUUAAAGCUGGACCAGUCUCUGAGGCUUUAUGUAUUGUCACCUGUGUUAAAAAAGAUUGAUGAUAACCAGCAACUAGAAUAUCUGUCUGAGAUGAGGAAGGUGUCAAUUGUCUUCAUGAACUUGGUUCUGAACAAGGUUGAUGCAACCAAUCUGCUACAACGGGUUUUUGACACUGUGUAUCUACAGUCCAGUAUCAUGCAUGGCUGUCUGAACAAAGUUUUCCUUUUUGAUAAGGGCUGUACAUUUUUGGUGAUCUUUGGACUUCCUGGCUACAAACAUGAGAAAGAUUGUGCCCAUGCUCUGAUGUGUUCUUAUAAAAUGAGGAAAACCUUGGUCAAAAUGGAGGGAAUCAGGAAUGUUUCGAUCGGUGUGACUACAGGAACAAGUUUCUGUGGAGUGAUAGGACACACAAACAGACAUGAAUAUUCAGUAAUUGGGAGUAAGGUGAACAUGGCAGCACGACUGAUGACCCACUACCCAGACAAGGUGACAUGUGAUGACAACACAUUCCAGUUCUCUCGACUACAAAUUAACAGAUUUCAGGUCCUCAUCACUAAACGCAUGAAAGGACUUCGUAACAUUGGCCUGAUCCGAGAGUACACAGAGACUGAUGCAGAUUCCUCUAAAAACCUUAACAGUGUUGUCAGGUUCCAGUAUCCACUGCUAGGGCGAGUCUACGAGAACAACAUCUUCUAUAAGGAGCUGUGUUACCUGACAGAGCUGGAGAACAAUGAAUGCUCUAAGUGUCAACACUUUGUCUUUGUGGGAGCUGCUGGGAUAGGCAAGACACGUCUCCUAGAUCAUCUCAUCGUCAAGGCAGAGAAAACUGGCACUAGAGUCAUAUCCUGUGCACUGAAGCUUGAUAAUCUGUUUGAUGCCAACUUCCUUGCUCAGUAUGUCAUCCUAUCACUACUAAAUAGUGCUGGGUUCUCCUACCAGGUCAACAAAGAGCCUUUGUUGAUGGAGAGGCUCAAGAGACAGGGGUACAUACCUUCUCUACACAAACUCAAUGAUGUCCUGUCCAUUAAUUUUCAGAGAUCAGAUUCUACUGAGGGAAUCCAAGCUGAAGAAGAGGAUUUACUUUGCUGUUUAGCUUCUGUGUGUAUAGAGAAGCUGGGUGGGGUUGUGAUCACCCUGGACGAUGCCCAUCACAUUGACCCCAAAUCCUGGAGAUUUCUUCUGCGGCUAAUCAAUCUUCCAGACAUCAUUGUGGUCAGUACAGUCAGACCAUUGGCUGUAGAGGCACCACCCUGCCAAGCUGCGUCGGAUUUCUUUGACCACAAAAUGGUAGUACUGCGGGACAUUGCUGGACUUGAAAGUAAACACAUGACAGCUUUAGCAUGUCAGCUAAUGGAGGUCAACAGGAUACCCAAGGAGCUGGAACGGAUGUUGAGAGAGAUGACGCAUGGUGUUCCGUCUUGGUGUGAGCAGUUACUAGUGGACAUGGUGGAAAAGAAACAGUUGACCAUUCUGCAGGACAGUGGUCAUUUUAAACACCAAGAGUCAAUGGUGGCACCCCCUAGUCAAUACAUCCGGCGUCUUGAUACAGAUGAUGAUUUAAGUAAUUUGGAUGUGAGGCAGUGCAACAAAAUUUUCUGUAAUACAUCCUCUAUCAGCUCACUGAAAAACGAGUCUGGCCACAAUAUGCUAGCAGAUUUAGGGUUUCUCCAUGGAAAGGCUGCCUCUAAUCCUGAUGAGGAAGAGACCAAAACCUCCAAGAAUGAGAGAAUUGCUGUAUUUUCUCCUGGCAUUAAUCCCAAUGAGAUUAAGGUGCCAGAUUCUAUGAAAGAACUCAUCAUGACUAGGAUUGAUUCCAUGAGGGCUUCAGAACAGCUUAUUGUGAAAUGUGCUGCUGUGUUAGGGACAAGUUUUUCUCGAGAUAUGGUGGAAACAAUCCUUCCUAAAGUUCAGAGAGUGAAAGCACGUAAGUGCUUUAAACAGCUUGCCUUCAAUGGGAUAUUUGAGUGUGCAAACAUUCCAGCUGGGCGGUACAACCAGAUGAUGCAGGGCCGAGAUGACACAAUAUCAUGGGACACCUGUUACUGUGUUAAAGAGGAGAACCUUUAUGUACAGGACCUGUGUAAUAAGAUGCGUUUCCGUAAUGCUCUAAUACAGCAGACUGCUUAUGAGAUUCUGAUGGAGAGCCAGCGACUUGAACUCCACGCCAAAGCUGCCGAAUAUUUGGAGAAACAGGCUGAUAAAUACCGAUCAAAGAUUCCCUACUACUUAUUGGGGAGAGUUUCUCCGAAAAGCGACCUUGACGCUAGAGGUUCAGAGGUUGCAAUAAGAAGAGCUCAGUGGAAAAGGAGAGCUUCAUCACGUGUAGGGGAUGUUGGCAGUGGUAUGUACCAAAGGACACGGGGAAGACGUUUUGGAUUCUCAAUAGAUAUUGAAAAGAGGGAUCCACUGGUACAGGUUUUACGAGAGCAGUUCUCACUGAAUCAGACGAUGGAUGAGAUGAUUGAGUGCCUUCUGCCCACUUAUAAAAUGAUUAUCUACCACUGGAAGGCAGCCAAACAUUAUCAGAACCUUGUUGACCAGCUCCUGGAAGCUAUAUCAGCAGCUGUUGUCAUCUGCAAAACUGAGCAGGCCAUGAACAUGUUGUUUGAGGUUGAUGCUGUGCUGACAAAAAUGGAAAAGGCUAGUGAUGCAGAUCAGGAGUCCAUCAUGAUCCUUAAGUCAAGAGCAAACAGACUCUGGGCAAAGACUUUCCAAUGCGUUGGACAAGAGGAGCAAGGCUACUCCUUCCUGAAAAAAGCAGCAAGAUUAGUUGGUUUGCAACAACCCACACAGAUGAGCACAGCCAAGUUGAAAGUGAAAUUGCUGAAAUUUAAAAUGUUCUUCUUGCAAAACCGAGACAGACGCAUGUUACCAGCCAGCAAGUCAACUAUUGAGCAAUGCUACUGUUUAACAGACCUGUACAAUUACCACAAGGAAAAGGACAACACCCAGUUCAUGGUCCUCAGUGCCAUGUUACUCCUGUCAAAGAUCCUUAACAGGGUACCACUCCUACACCAGGUUGUGCAAGGCUACCAUGAAGUGAUGAAAUAUUACAAGAAACAAAGUGACAGAAACAUGGAGAUGAGACUUGGAAUGGAACUCAUUGAAAGGUGUGUAGAUCACUACAAGGAGUUGACCAAGAGUGAUUGUUUACAUAUGUUAAAAGUAUAUGCUGACCUCUGCAUCCUUAGUUUGGAGUCUGGCAACAUCAACAAGGCACUGACCAUGGGUUUCAGCUACAUUGACCUUGCCAACAAGACUGAAGAGGACCCAAUCAUCAAAGAAACAGGACACAGCCUUGCAUUUGCUCUCAUUCUUGCCAACAAGGUGGGUAUGUGUAUAGACACACUGCUGACACUUAAAGGGAGAAUACCUGACAGGAUGUCAUGGACCUGGUACUACGCUCUCUGUCUGGAACUGCUCCAAAAUGGAGAUUCUGGCCCUGAGCAAUUCCACAACUGUCUUGCAUUCUCUACAAAUCUGUUCAAGAAUGUAGAUGCAGUGAGAGGCGAAUACUCCAGUAGAUACUACCUGGCUAUGUGUAUUGCUAUGUAUUAUUGUCGGUGCCAAAACUGGGAGGCAUGCCAGAGCUGGUUUGACUACUGGCAACUGUACAGAACAGAGGACUUGACAUUUUUUACCCUGUACACAAUAUGUAAGGAGUUGGAGAUCAAACUGCUGUCUAUAUCAGUCAGCCAUGGUAAACCCCACAAGACAUGGAAAGAACUGAAAGACAGCAUCCUUAAGGACCUUGAUUUCUUACUGACAAAUGUAGUCACCAUCCCAGGUCUGAAGCCACGAGUUUUGCAUCUCAAAUCUUACUACUUUGCUCUGUGUGGUAAGAGCAUGAAAGCUAAGAGGAAUUUAAAAAGGGCAAGUACUGUUGCCAGGAAACAGGGCAACCAAUCAGAAUGGAGAUGGGUGGAGCACCACAAAAAAGUCUGGUUCAAAGCACCAAAGGACAGUAGGCAAUGGCAAAAAAUUCCAGACGAAAACCUCAACACUAGGUUAUGGAGACCACAGAGGGGGAAGCUCUUCACCUGGCCAUUAAUGUGAAUAUCUAAUGCAAAGGUUUCUGAUGGGGACUUCUACAUAAACUGACCAAGUGUAAUAAGACACUUGUAUCCAAUGAAACAUGAUACUUAGAAAAUUAUACUUUCAAAAUGCAGUACUUUAUAAAGCAUUAUACGUAGUUGUAAAAAGAAAGUAUUUUGUGAUAAUUACAUUAUCAAAUAUGGUUAAUUUAUUAAGAUUCAGAGACGUUUUUUUUAUUUGUGUGUAAGAGAAUACUCAAAACACUACUUGUGUUAGAUAACAGUUUUAAGAAUAUGUGUGGCAUAUGAUAGUUAAAAGAUUAUUUAUGUGAUAGAGAAUACUCAAAAGACUAUUUGUGUGUUAGGGAAAAUUAAAAAGACUAUAAGACUAGUGUGGUAGAGAACAAUUUAAAUACUUUCUGUAUUAGAGAAAAUUUAAGACUUUGUGUGAAAGAGAAAAGUUAAAACACAAAACCUCUUUGGUUUGAAAUAAUUAAAAGACUAUUUGUGAGUUGGAGAAAAUAAAUGAAGGUCAUGUGUUAAGAUUUUUUAAUUCCCAAGAGCAUGCGGGGCUUAAUUAUGAAGUGUGUUUGAAUGAACGACCUUGAUGAAAAUUUUAUGUUACUGUGUGGUUAUAUCUGAAAUCAUUUUUUCUGAAUAUUAAAAAAAAUAACCUUGGAUAUGAUAUUUGACAUGUAUAAGCUACUGAAAAGGAACAGUAUUAAUUCUGAAGGACUACCUAACACCAAAUUAAAAGUAGACUAGUAUUUAGAACAAAAUUGUUACAGUUCUGUCCAUUUCCUACAGUUCCUUCAGUUUUGUCUAUUUCCUAGUUCACAGUUCCCUCUAUUUCCUAGUUACUUCAGUUUUGUCUAUUUCCUAGUUACUUCAGUUUUGUCUAUUUCCUGGUUACUUCAGUUCCGUCUAUUUCCUAUUUACUUCAGUUCCGUCUAUUUCCUAGUUACUUCAGUUUUGUCUAUUUCCUAGUUACUUUAGUUUGGUCUAUUUCCUAGUUACUUCAGUUCCGUCUAUUUCCUAGUUACUUCAGUUCCGUCUAUUUCCUAGUUACUUCAGUUCCGUCUAUUUCCUAGUUACUUUAGUUUGGUCUAUUUCCUAGUUACUUAAGUUCCGUCUAUUUCCUAGUUACUUCAGUUUUGUCUAUUUCCUAGUUACUUCAGUUUUGUCUAUUUCCUGGUUACUUCAGUUCCGUCUAUUUCCUAGCUACUUCAGUUCCGUCUAUUUCCUA